UUCAAUGGCAAGUUUCAGAGUUCAGCGGGCGUUUUGAAGCUUUCAUGCAUGGCACUUGGGUCUUCUAGUUCUACUCCAAGACCUAUUUCUCAAGCUAGAUGCCAUAGCCUAGGCACAUGCACCAAGGUGAAGCUCUGCGAUACAAAUCGCAACUCGCAGAUCUCAUUGGCCUCCAACUCUUACAGUUUGCAGUAUUUUACAGUUUGCAGUAUUUUCUUACUACCUUUUGAGUCUUCAGCUCAGCCAGCAUAAUUUAGGUUGUGGUGUAGACGAAUUGGCCAUGAGCACCGGCAAUCAUCUGUGGUUGAAGCAAUGCUGUGAUCGGAUUGAAGAGCUUCAGUGCCUUAUCAAGGCAAAUGCUAGUACUGGAAAACGUUCAGUUGACAUACCAUGGUCAUGGAUGUGCAAAGAGCUGUUCUCUCUUUUAGCAAGGUACCCGACUGGUGUGACUAACGCCAUUAUCUUGUCGGAGCUGCAGAUGCUGUGGAGUGAUGGCAAUAGUGCUGCUUCCUGGCAGGAUGGCGAGUGCAAGAAGAUUUCUAUAACCGAUUUUGUCCAAUCACGCUUCAUCAGUCCAGAGGCCAUACUGGAAGGCACACUGACGCUGCCGCAUGCUUUGCCAGGCACCAAUAUUCCUCUGGCAUGGCUGAAAGAGAACCCUGAGGCUGACAAAGGAGCAUCGCUAGAGAUGUACCUGCACCAGAAGUUCUACCAGCACCCACAGCUACAAACUAACUCUCGUGUCCGUCUAACACGCUGUCGUCUUCAGCAGUCGCAGAAUGCAGGCGUGCGCAACACCAGCACUAGUAGGAGUGGACCUCGAGCAGCCAGACACCUUCUACCUACUGACAUUAUGGUGUUCUUAUCCGAUUGUGAGAGUUUGAUGAUGGACGGGUUCAGUACCCAGCUUUCUCUGAACCAAAUCAGCAGUGGAUAUGGCUCACCUAUCCUGUUCAGGGUAUCACGAAUAGCACCAGUAGUGACGGUACAUUCUCCGGAUGGCAGUACAAGUCAACAACUGUGUGUGACGUUGAGUGAUGAUGCGGGUACCUCCAUUGGCCUGAUUCUGUGGGACGACCAUCUGCAACUGGCACAGCUCUUCAAAAAGGGUGACUGGCUUGGUAUAGAGAAACCUUACUACCAGCUGUAUAACAAUGAGAUGUACGUGGAGUAUGGGCCAGCGUCCGUGUUCUACUGUGUUCCAUUCGUGCCAAGUACGGCUUCAGAGAGUCAGUGUGAGUCCAGUUCAGUGCUCGGUCACAGCGCUGUGUUGACGGAUGAUGAAGGAAUUGCCAGUCUAGCGGCGUAUCCCCAUCGUCUGCAAGUGUACCAGUUGCAGCCUCGUACAAAGGCCAUAACACUGUGCAUUCAGAUUAUGUCCAAAUCCCCUCUGAAACAGAACCAGUCUGGUACAAGUGCUGAAGAGUUCACUCUGGACGUCACCGAUCAUACUGGUUCUGCUUGUGUGCACAUUUCCAACCACCUGUCAAGCCUCUACCAUCACUUUCAGCCUGGCCAGUGUGUUGUGUUAUGUGGCUUAUCAAGUGUAGACACUACAGCUGCUACUGCUGCUGGUGGUGGUGGUGCCGCAGGGGAAACACCUGGGAGAAAACUGCUGUGGCAGAGCUGGAAGAAAGGAUGUGCAAUGUGGAAUGUAACACGACUGUCUGGCUGGCUAGCAUCACCGAUGCUGUGUCAGCCGCAGGCGUUGUCGCAGCUCAACAUACUGCAGUGUCAGACAUGCCAGGUCACCAUACAGGCUGUUAGCUGUGCCACCUCUCAGCCGUAUUGUCAACGACACUCUACGUGUGAGAAGGUGAUACAAUCCCAUGUUGACGGUUAUCUCUACUGCCAGGCCUGCGGUUGCAAGGAUCUAGUGGAAGAGGAUUGUCGUCGCAAAGUUGCGGCUGAAAGGCCAUUGGAGACAUGCUGGAGGUGGUCCUUCUCGUUUCAGCUGACGUUGUGUGACAGUGCCGGUACUGUUUGUCAGGCAUCUCCAACUGAUGACUGUGCUCAGAAUUUGCUCCAGACGACGGCAUCACUGUUUGCCACCCUGCCUCAUCAGCAGCAAAUGGAUCUCCUCGAUGAUCUAGUAGACUUGAAACUGGUUGCUUUCCUCUCCCUGCUUCCCAAGUCUGAUUGUGCCGUGCUCAGUGCAUUCACGGCUGUUGAGGAUGACUGAGGCCAAGGUACUACUACAGCUCCUUGAGUGGUUUGUGUGAGCUCAACCUUUCUCAAUGGAACCUUGGUAUUACAUUGUAGGUGGAACGUGAAACUUGAGCAGACCUGCAGGCAACCGCAUACAGCAGAGUCAUCCCGAAACCAUUGGAUGGGAAAUGAUAUUCUACGGGCGUGAUGACCUUUUUACUUGAGCAAUGCUCAUUGUGGCAGCCUUCUAUCGCCUGCACUGACAUGCUUUGGGAAGUGAACUACAUGUAUUUGUCUACAAUCUCUACGCUGCGCAGGGCAGCAUUCUAUGUAGUCUUCAUGCAAGAGACUGCUACUUCCACAGAUCCAGGAUGUCAAAUCCAGCUUCACCCUACUGUUGAAUAGUGCAAGAACCUGCGUUGGUUGCGUGGGAAAGGGUCGGUUUCACCACUAUCAACUUCAACAGUAUUAUUGGUUUGGCCAGCAAUAGUUUUGAGCGUACUACUGUACCGUGAGAAGGAAUGGUUACACUGCCCAGUGGACUUUGGGAUUUCACCUCGUGUUUCCAGUACAUCGCUUGUGCACGGUGUCAGGUUUAUACCCCCACUGGCUGGUGCUGGGAGCAGUGUACUGCAACCAAUACAGGACACUACACUAUGGCAGUUAUGUUCUGAUGGGCUGCAUACAGCACAUAAUCCUGUGCUUAUCCCUUGGGCCUUGGCAUGCUUAUGAGCAUGCCCGGGUGGUGCUCUGAGAACCUUGUGGAUGAGUUCAUCUAUCCUUGAUGUGCCUUCACUAUACUAGCCAUUGGUCAACAGGUUGCCAUUAGUUCCCGUGGCUUGGCCAGAGCUUGCCAAAAUUGCGGCCUCUCCAUUGCGUUUGGAUCUUGUCUCCUUUCCGUUGGCCUUCAACAAGACUUAAUGUGGCUCUGAUCCCCCGACUUGCACGGCUCUGCAAAUUGGGCAACGGUACUUUGCUUCUUGGAGGAUUGCUACAGAACAGCGUGCGGAGAAUGCUAGCACUCGGCCAAUGUGCUGAGAACCAUUUGACUUUCACGAUCUUUGAAAAUAAACUACUUGGCAGUGCAAGUCAUCUUGGUGUUUAUCAUAGUGUGUUGCCACUCUUGAAGUAGAUUCUGAAUUCUCCUCCCCUCCCCCUCUCUAUCUCUGUUCACAAUGUGUUCGGACCAGACUGAGGUGAUCUCUUUUCCCUUCUUGCCUUUAAACAAACACCUUUUUAAGUUCUCUGAUAUCUGUCAGGUUUCCUACCUUAGUGGAAUUUCAUUUUUGUCACAGCAAGAUUUGGUGCAGAAUGUACUGGUUCUGAAGACUUA
This is a messenger RNA of Sycon ciliatum, 3481 nucleotides long. RefSeq lists its product as uncharacterized. Bases 281 to 2182 code for a protein of 633 amino acids. The transcript has 20 exons. The record is from RefSeq and is a predicted model, not a curated record. Lineage: Eukaryota; Metazoa; Porifera; Calcarea; Leucosolenida; Sycettidae.